CUUACCGCGGUGAACACGGAAGGCUCCCGGUCAAUGUCACCUCCUUCUACGGUCUCUGUGAGUCUAGACUAUCUUCUUGGCUUAUUACUUUGCCUGUGCUCUGUGUAUCGAAACACGUUGAUUCAGUCAUCAGUCCUUCCAUGAACACAACGGCCGUUCGAGACAUGGAUAUACGAAGCACAGCACUCAGACACUGCUGGUAACCGCCAACUUCGUCUCUCCACAUACUUAUCUGGCACCCGUUCCAUCGUCUUCGGGUUCUGAUGUCUAUAAUGGCUUUGGAUGUAAAUCGACCUUCUUCACAACGUGCAUGUUGAGACCACACCCUCGCUGUCAUGCUAUCUGCCACUUUGGUCCUCAGUAGAGGCAACUUACAAGUCUUCUACUUGACUCUGCUCUUCAUUAUCCUAGUACUACAUUCACCUGUCCACGCUCAAACAUUGGACUCCCCUACACCUGAAAACUUCAUCCGCCGAGCUCAUAAUAGAGAUAUCUCCAAGUCGUGGACCACAUCGAGCGUUAAGAUCAGAACAAUACCACGGAAAGGGCCCGUUGCUCUGAACACAGAGGCAAUAUGGAUCGAUAGCACCGGCAACAGUUUUUACAUAUACGGCGGAGUAACGAGCUAUAACAGGAACGAGAAGGACAUAUCCAAAAAGGGGAUCUGGAAGUUUACCGCUGACGGUCAAGGGGGUGGGAGCUGGUCCCUGGAAGAACCGGCCAACCCAGAUACAUUCACUUCGCUUCGGUAUACGACGAAUUCGGCAUAUGCCUCUUCUGCCGGAAUCGGUUUCUCGAUCGGGGGUUACCAAGCGGGCGACACCGACCCUGAUAUACCGGGAGGCGGGGACAAUGGGCGUUGGCAGACGUCUGGCAUGGUAUCGUACAAUAUGAUGACGAAAGAAUGGCAGAAUCACACAUCAAUCGGAAUGCUGGGACCAAAACAAUCUCUGGAAGACGGCAGGGCGAUCCACGUUCCCGGGUUUGGCCCCGAUGCACUCGUUUUCGUACUCGGUGGCUCUGCCAAAGCUGCUGCAGCUGACCCAAAAGCCUCCUCCCAAGGCCCUCUAGUCAGCUUUGCGAAUGUUAGCUUCUUCGACCCUUCAAGCAAACAAUGGUACUGGCAGACGACAACCGGUGAGGCGCCGAAAGGCCGUGUAGGUCACUGUCUGGUCGGUUCACUGAGCCAGGAGGGGUCAUUCGAGAUCUUCGUGUACGGAGGCUCUACUCAGUCUUAUGAUAGCUCGCUCGACGACCUGUACGUUUUGAGCCUACCUGGCUUUCAGUGGUUUCGUGCGGACGAUCGAUCGGAUACACCACGUGCUCGUGGCGCCUGCGUUGUAGUAGGUAAACGCCAAAUGCUCGCCAUAGGCGGAGUAGACUUUUCAAAAGGGCCCCCAAACUCAAAAUAUUGGCAAGAUCAGGAUCCGCUGCCUCAGGGCCUUGGACUCUUUGACAUGACUGCCAUGAGGUGGGUUAGGAAUGGAAGUUACGACGCAGAUGCGGAAGCGUAUCAGUCACCUCAAGUGGUGCAGGACUGGUACAGAGCUGGAAAUCUUCCAGCGGUUCCGUGGUCGUCGAACGUGGUGAAAGGAAUGUUUUCGUCCGCCAACGUCACUUUCCCAACAGAUGGACCAGUCGCAAUUGGUAAACCAACAUCGAAGAUCAACAAAACAGGCCUUGUUGCUGGCUGCGUGGCGGCUGGAUGUGUUGUUGUGGCCAUCUUCGCGGCCGUGUUUCUCUACAGGAGACGGAGAACAAGAGAAACAAAGCCCUCUCCAUCUCCAAAUCAGAAAGACGAGGGCUUUGUCCAGGCGGAAGAGCCGAAGGAGUUGCCCGUCCAGCCACCUGCAGUGGAGGCCUAUGUUCCGCCUGUUGAACUUGCGGAGGGAAACCAUUAUUGGGAACUCCCCGAAGGUGAACAUCAUAAAGCUACGCCUAGAGUGGAGCUGGAUGCUUAAGGCUUGCCUGGAUUGUGAAUACAAGCAACCAAAUGCGACAAUGAGUACGACCAUGAGCGUUCCCUGUAAGUCUUCACCGUCCCCGUCCUCGGGUUUCCUUGAACGCCUCCCGCGCCUGCUAACAGCGGAGCUACCUGGUCAACCG
Messenger RNA from Neurospora tetraspora, 2106 nucleotides. RefSeq lists its product as uncharacterized. Bases 336 to 1961 code for a protein of 541 amino acids. Lineage: Eukaryota; Fungi; Ascomycota; Sordariomycetes; Sordariales; Sordariaceae. The transcript is spliced from 4 exons. The record is from RefSeq and is a predicted model, not a curated record. Gene Ontology annotation, molecular function: protein binding.